This is a messenger RNA of Colossoma macropomum (tambaqui), 1534 nucleotides long. Its product is annotated as butyrophilin-like protein 2. Bases 93 to 1457 code for a protein of 454 amino acids. The record is from RefSeq and is a predicted model, not a curated record. Gene Ontology annotation, biological process: negative regulation of T cell proliferation; immune response; positive regulation of T cell proliferation. Lineage: Eukaryota; Metazoa; Chordata; Actinopteri; Characiformes; Serrasalmidae. The transcript is spliced from 6 exons. Gene Ontology annotation, cellular component: external side of plasma membrane.
CUUCAGUUCAGAUGGAGCUGAGCUGCUGCCUGUGAAUAACCCACACAGAGGACUCACUGCACACACCUCACACACUCAGCACUGAGAGAGACAUGAUCAGGUUACUCCUGCUGCUCGCCUCAGCGCUGUGGCCAAUGACCAGCGGUGGCACUGCAGUGCAUGAGGUGAGGGGCCAAGUGGGCGGGGCUGUGCGGCUGACCUGCAGGAUUGACAACUCGCUCCCAGUCAAAGCUGUUUUCUUUCAGAAGAAGAAUCUCUCCGGAGUGUACGACAUCUUAGUUAACGGCUUCUACAUCCAUACAGUGACAGGUUUCCUACUCGAUGAGUACAGAAACAGAACCAGAGUCAACAGGGCAGAACGCAGCCUGGAUUUCUGGGACCUAAAGGCAUCUGACGAAGGAUAUUACAAGUGUUUCUUCAUUCGCCAAGACACCCUCAGAAGCUAUGACACCACAUUUCGUCUCACAAUUACAGCCGACUACAGCGUUCCCACGGUAACCGUGCAGGAGUGUAGUGACCGUGGCGAGGGUGCGCUGAGCUGUGAGCUGGGCUGCUCAUCAUUUGGGGGAUACCCACUGGCCAACCUGAGCUGGACAGUGUCGAAGGGCGGGAAUGAGGUCCUCCUGCAGGAAGGGGGCAGCGUGAACACGGCUGACAAACACUCUGGCGUCUGGAACGUCUCCCAAACCAUCAGGCUCAACUGCACACAGCCUACUAAUGUCAGCUGCUCUGUAGGGGGCGUUGUCUCCCCUCCGCUCAGCAUAUGUGGCACUGCAGUGCAUGAGGUGAGGGGCCAUGUGGGCGGGGCUGUGCGGCUGACCUGCAGGAUUGACAACUCGCUCCCAGUCAAAGGCGUUUUCUUUCAGAAGAAGAAUCUCUCCGGAGUGUACGACAUCUUAGUUAACGGCUUCUACAGCCAUAUAGUGACAGGUUUCCUACUCGAUGAGUACAGAAACAGAACCAGAGUCAACAGGGCAGAACGCAGCCUGGAUUUCUGGGACCUAAAGGCAUCUGACGAAGGAUAUUACAAGUGUUUCUUCAUUCCCCAAGACACCCUCAGAAGCUAUGACACCACAUUUCGUCUCACAAUUACAGCCGACUACAGCGUUCCCACGGUAACCGUGCAGGAGUGUAGUGACCGUGGCGAGGGUGCGCUGAGCUGUGAGCUGGGCUGCUCAUCAUUUGGGGGAUACCCACUGGCCAACCUGAGCUGGACAGUGUCGAAGGGCGGGAAUGAGGUCCUCCUGCAGGAAGGGGGCAGCGUGAACACGGCUGACAAACACUCUGGCGUCUGGAACGUCUCCCAAACCAUCAGGCUCAACUGCACACAGCCUACUAAUGUCAGCUGCUCUGUAGGGGGCGUUGUCUCCCCUCCGCUCAGCAUAUGUGAGAGACUUUGGGCAAAACACACUGAAAAAACGUUUUUUAUGAAAGAAGUAGCAGAUACUGAAUCCUGAAUACACUGUACUGAAUGUGUUCAGUAACGUAUUCCAUUACAGUACAUUAAUCUAAUUAAAGCAGAUGGGAAAAUCUC